AAUCGAGCGACAAAAAUAGUAGGCGUGUGACUAUGACAGUAAGUCACCAUCAUCAUGGUGCGCACAGCGCGCAGCAGCCUCUGGGUCGUGGUGACGUUGGCCACUCAGACGACAGUGCCACUCCUCCGCUCGCCCGAUCUCAUGCUUCGGCAAGGGACAGCGGGCACAAAAAACGUCGCCUCAAACUCAGAAUCGGCUAUUUGCUACGAUAGGACGAAGGAACUCCACGCUACGGCUUUGAAGACAAAGGAGGUGGAAUGGCUUGUAAACCAGUACCCUCACAUUCGGCUGGCAUCUUUACAAGUGACGACUACAGUAAUGAAUAAGAGUGCACAGAGCAAGAAGAUUCGGAAGCGUUCAUACCCUUUGUACAAACAUACAGUAGUACCUCAGCGGCACAAAGGAGAUAAGAAGCUCCAGACAAAUCCGACCUAAACAGCAACUCAUUCGGGUGAUUCUGCGAAGAUUGCGUAAAGUAACAGAGACCAUGUCAUACAGUAAGAGAAUAACUGCAAUUUCUCGAGGAUGAAGAAGAGCCAUGUGGCAGCUAACACAAGUGCGACUACUCCUUUCGUCAUUCAAAUCUGGCCAGUCGCGGCAAAUUACAACCAUCUCCGCAGCACUUUAGCCAUGACUACAAUAUUGUGGCAGCAUGCACGACUAACUUUAGCCGCAUGGCAC
Molecule: messenger RNA, 681 nt
Organism: Microstroma glucosiphilum
Lineage: Eukaryota; Fungi; Basidiomycota; Exobasidiomycetes; Microstromatales; Microstromataceae
Exons: 1
Coding region: 55-435 (126 amino acids)
Source: RefSeq, a predicted model, not a curated record